Exaiptasia diaphana is the source of this 883-nucleotide messenger RNA. RefSeq names its product propionyl-CoA carboxylase beta chain, mitochondrial. The record is from RefSeq and is a predicted model, not a curated record. Gene Ontology annotation, molecular function: propionyl-CoA carboxylase activity. Gene Ontology annotation, cellular component: mitochondrion. The transcript is spliced from 4 exons. The coding region runs from base 59 to 292 and encodes 77 amino acids. Lineage: Eukaryota; Metazoa; Cnidaria; Anthozoa; Actiniaria; Aiptasiidae.
UUCCAAGCAYCUGAAAGGUGACUUUAACUAUGCAUGGCCCACAGCAGAAGUAGCUGUAAUGGGAGCACAGGGCGCUGUUUCUAUCAUUUUCCGUGGAAAGAAAGACAUUAAAAAAUAUGAGAAUGAGUAUGUGGAUCGGUUUGCCAACCCUUUCCCUGCUGCAACAAGAGGUUUCGUUGACGACAUCAUUGAGCCGCGCAUGACAAGAAGAAGAAUUUGUGAGGACCUCGAGGUUUUGGCGACAAAGAAACGAGAAAACCCUUGGAAAAAGCACGGGAAUAUCCCUCUCUAGAUUCACAAGGUUAUCAAUAUCAAAUGAGAUAAAGAAAUAGAUCGUUUUCAAUUGAGAGUAAUUUCUAUAAAAUUGGCUAAGCGAAAUAGACCCCGAACUGAUCUAAAGGUAGACUAAGUUAUUCCAAAAAGUAAGGUUAACGUACGGAAAAAAAGGAAAAUUAUCAGUAAUGCUAACUUCAUAUUUUAUAUACAAACUAUUUUAGGAAGACACGAGUGAAAUGUUGGGCAAGUGUUUAAAAGUGAUGUUUAUUUUAAUUUUGUCAUAAUUUAUUUUCUUGGAAGGCACACAGUUGUACAUGUAUACCUUUUUGACUGAAUUUUUUGGAAAAAAUGUAGGAGCAAAUCCAGCAUUGUAUAGGAAGUAUAUGCAGUAUAUAUUAUAAAAGCAUAAUUUAUAGUAUAUUGUUUGCACUCUAUUGUAGAGUACCCAGUAAAACAUUAGUUAGUCUUUAUUUUACUUUUUUAAAAUCCUCGACUUUCAAUCGAUCGUGUUCAUCUAACCACCUGUACACUAAUAUACGUGUAUCAAGAGUAAGGCGUUACAUCGAGCAUGAUGAUCAAUGAUUUAAAUAAACUACUGAAACAUCGA